AUGAUGCACCGCAGGGAGAAUGAAAUGCCAGGUGUCUCAGACCCUGUGUCGCUGGUCAAUGAGGAAAGGGAAAAAGAAGUGAGAGCAAUAUCUUGGAAUGUUAGAGGGUUCGAAAAGCCUGAAAAAAGACAGGCAGUCAAGCAUUUAACUUCCCAGUACAGUCCCAAAUUUUUAUUCUUACAAAAAACUAAGUUGCAGUUUAUUUCGGAUAGAAUGGUUAACCACUUAUGGGGCGAUGGUAAUUACAAGUGGCUAGCGGCUCAUUUAGAGGGCUCAUCAAGGGAAUUAAUCUCCAUAUGGUGCCAAAAUUUCCUGCAGAUAGAUAAUUUCAUGAUCGACCGGCGAUUUAUUCUUGUGAUAGGCAAAAUUCAAGGUUUUGAUGUUAAUGUGAGUUUUGUUAAUAUCUACGCACCUACUGAUGUGAAUGAAACAGUAGAGUUCUGGAAUGAUUUGCUUCAAGUCUUGAGGGCCACGAAAGCCAUAUGGUGCUUAGGGGGUGACUUCAAUGCGGAAAAAAUUCUGAUAAGCAUUCUGGAUGCUUUUCCAUUGACACUUCUGUGGUUCAAUUUGUGGAGUUCAUUGAGAGUGGGCCUUAUGGAUCUUCCCAUGUCUGAAGGCGAUUAUACUUGGUUUAAUCUUUGUGAGAAUGUCAUUUUUAGCAAACUUGAUAGAUUCUUUUUGGCAAUGGAAUUUUUGGAACCCUAUCCGGAUUUGAUUCAAAGGUGUCUACCAGCCUCGAUAUUUGAUCAUAAUCCUAUCAUGAUUUGCUUGGAGUGCUACAAUUGGGGCCCCAAGCCGUUCCGGUUCUAUAUCCAUUGGUUAGAUGAUCGUAGUUUCAAGGACAUGUUUAUUUCUGCUUAG
This is a messenger RNA of Theobroma cacao (cacao), 861 nucleotides long. Lineage: Eukaryota; Viridiplantae; Streptophyta; Magnoliopsida; Malvales; Malvaceae. The record is from RefSeq and is a predicted model, not a curated record.